UUAUAACUUCUUAUAAGUCAGUUAUUCAGUCUUCAAAAUGGAUAGUGGAAGAAUGUUCUGUGGCAUUAUUUUCUCAAUAUUUUUGAUUUAUUCUAUAAAAGAAAUUUUUGUAGAAACUAGUGCUGAAAAAGAAAUUCCUGUUACCAAAGUCGGGUUAUCUUCUAAAAUAGGACCCACGCUGAAAUUUUAUUACUGCUACUCCUGUGGGUACAGGAAAGCAUUUGAUGAGUAUUCUGCUAUCCUACACAAGAAAUAUCCAGAAAUCAGCAUCGAAGGAGGCAAUUAUGAACCUCCUGGGUACAGCAUGUUCGUUGCAAAAUUUGUGGGCCUGGGCAAGUUACUGGUGAUAGUUUGUAUCCUGUCGGGCAUAAACUUGUUCCGAUACUUUGGCCAAGAGGCCCCUCCCUCGUGGUGGGUGUGGUGUGUGGAGAACAAACUCUACGCUUGUCUCAUGAUCUUCUUCCUCUCCAAUGCACUAGAGGGUCACUUGGUGUCCACCGGAGCUUUUGAAAUCUCGCUAAACGACAUGCCAGUGUGGUCAAAACUAGAGACCGGUAGAAUCCCCCAACCCCCAGAGCUAUUCCAGAUCAUUGACAACCACAUGCAGUUUGAUGACACAAUCGAACUUAAACCAGGGUUUGCAAAAUGAAACCAUCUCGGACCACGCUACUAAUGAAUUUGUGAUAUACAUCUAGUGCAAUGGACUCAACCACUCCAUGCUCAUAUGUCCUGCCUUUUGUAAAGUAGAUGUACAGAAUAUGUCGUUACCCUUGUAUAAUCACUACAUAGAAGACAACCGAUAAAUGAUCAUCGUCAUCAUCAUCAUCUUAUUGAUUUUAGUUAUUCAGAACUGUUUUAUUAUUUAUUAUUUUAAGAUCACUUUGUAGAUCGAAUUUACAAAUUUACUUUUUUAGAUGAGAUAUUUUAUUGUAAUUUAAGUGUCAUAUAUGUAUGUGUUAUUAAGUCAUAUAUGUUAUGAAUAAAGGUUAUAUACUUUACUAUGACAAA
This is a messenger RNA of Macrosteles quadrilineatus (aster leafhopper), 1008 nucleotides long. It is a transcript of the gene SelT, whose product is annotated as thioredoxin reductase-like selenoprotein T homolog CG3887. Gene Ontology annotation, biological process: cell redox homeostasis. Gene Ontology annotation, molecular function: thioredoxin-disulfide reductase (NADPH) activity. Lineage: Eukaryota; Metazoa; Arthropoda; Insecta; Hemiptera; Cicadellidae. Bases 38 to 649 code for a protein of 203 amino acids. The record is from RefSeq and is a predicted model, not a curated record. The transcript is spliced from 4 exons. Gene Ontology annotation, cellular component: endoplasmic reticulum membrane.